AUGUCGUUAAAAAGCUUCGUUACAAAAUACAUCCACGUUCCGCAUCGGAAACAGAAAAAAGACAAUGAAAAGUCGAACCUGGGGCCUAUCAAGCCUGCUAUGAGCAGCAUUCCUACCACGCCAUCAACUUUCCGCAGGUCGUCUAUGAGCCAAGAAGAUCUCACUAGGACCUCACGGGAUAAGACCUAUGAUGCGUCUGCCACUGAUGGUGGAAGCUAUCAUGUGGGAAAUAUCUACGGAGGAUCCUCAGUUCAAGGGGCUGGUCAUGAUGCAGGACAUAAAGACAGAGGUCAUUGGGGCUGGACAGGAGUAGAAGAUGGAAUGGGAGGCGGUGCUAUUAGCGAGGUUGGAGGUGGUCAUAUGGGGAGCAGUAGUGGAGGAGGAGGAGACCAUGGUGGCAGUGGAGGAGGGGGAGACCAUGGUGGCAGUGGAGGAGGAGACCAUGGUGGCAGUGGAGGAGGAGACCAUGGUGGUGAUAGUGGCGGGGGAAGCGGUGGUGAUAGCGGUGGUGGUGGAGGUGGUGAUGGAGGAGGCGGAGGAGGUGAAUAA
Fusarium sp. VM40 is the source of this 549-nucleotide messenger RNA. The record is from the annotation of a GenBank genome assembly. Lineage: Eukaryota; Fungi; Ascomycota; Sordariomycetes; Hypocreales; Nectriaceae.